CCUAAUUACUCUUUUCGUUUAAGUUGUUAUAAUUUGCUCCAAAUAUUCUAGCUUUAGCUUUUCUUUCUGCAUUUUCAUUACCAAAUGGCUGAAAUGAAAGAUUGCCAACACCAUGUUGUGGAAAUCCCGGUGGACGAAGAGCACCAACAGAAGCUCUCGUCCGCCAUGACCAUCAUUUCGGCAAUCCAACACCACCCGUUAACGGAAAUCUCCGAGAGCCCCGGCCAUUUGCUUCUUCUCAAGCUCUGGCGAAGAGAAGAAGACCUCUUCGGCCGGAGGAUCGCUCGGAGAGAGACCCGAAUGGAUCUCAUCCGCCGCGAGAUCUUUCAGCUGUGUUGCUUCUUCUUGAUAUUUCAUGCCUUUUUCUUGACCAUCUUGUUCACUUCUUCGGUUAGCUCCGAGGAGGGGACUUGCCAGAAGUGGUGGAUUCCGAGCAUUCUUUCGGUUUCAACUUCUGUUGUAUUUGUGGUACUUGUGCAGGUCAACCUGUGGAGGUACUGGAAGGUGUGGGGACAGUUACAGAGGGAGAAGAGCGAGAAUCGAACUCUAGUGAGGUGCAUUCAGGAGUUGAGGAUGAAGGGAGCGAGCUUUGAUUUGUCCAAGGAGCCGCAGAGUGGGAAGAGGAUGAAGAGCUCCAGUGUCGAGAUCAAGUGGAAGCCCAUCACUUGGUGCUCACAGAACUUGAUCACCAUCUGCCUUGUUUGCUUUGCAGGUUUGGUGUUUCCUGCCUCCAAAUUGAUGCUCUGCGGCGGCUUCUGAGCUUUGGGAGAUUCCUAGUUAUCUUGACCUUGAGAAAGUCAACUGACUGUGCAUGUUGUGGUACAAUUCAGUAUGGCAUUGAUAAACUCCUAAAUGUAGGUGUUUCCUGCCUUCUAGAUUGAUGAUCGCGGCAGCUUGGAGGUCUGGCGGAGUGUUCUGUUGAUGAUCUUUCUCAAGGCUGUAAAUUUGGAAGAUGUUGCAACUGAGAAGGGAAGCAUUGCGAUCCAUUGCAUAGUAAAAGUAACAAAUCAUGCCAAUU
Fragaria vesca subsp. vesca is the source of this 1018-nucleotide messenger RNA. RefSeq lists its product as uncharacterized. The record is from RefSeq and is a predicted model, not a curated record. NCBI's taxonomy places the organism in Eukaryota, Viridiplantae, Streptophyta, Magnoliopsida, Rosales, Rosaceae. Bases 85 to 759 code for a protein of 224 amino acids. The transcript has 3 exons.